This is a messenger RNA of Penicillium brevicompactum, 1662 nucleotides long. RefSeq names its product Carboxylesterase type B. The transcript has 4 exons. Bases 1 to 1662 code for a protein of 553 amino acids. The record is from RefSeq and is a predicted model, not a curated record. NCBI's taxonomy places the organism in Eukaryota, Fungi, Ascomycota, Eurotiomycetes, Eurotiales, Aspergillaceae.
AUGCUUGGAAUCGCGUCCAGCUUUCUGUUCUUGACAGCAGUACACGCUGUACCUACUGCUAAGUCUCCUACUGUCACAGUACGCAACGGAACUUAUGCGGGGUCCCAUGUUUCAACUUACGACCAAGACCUGUUCCUCGGCAUUCCCUACGCUCAACAACCGGUAGGGAAUCUACGGUUCACCGUACCGCAGUCUCUCAAUACCAGCUGGGAUGGUGUACGUGAUGCAAAGGAGUACUCUGACAUUUGCGUUGGAUAUGGAACCGACUCAAUCUGGUAUCCCCAAUCAGAAGCUUGUCUUACUCUGAACGUUAUUCGAAGUUCGUCUGCCAAAAGCGAUUCUAAGCUUCCGGUUGGCGUAUGGAUUCAUGGAGGAGGUUUCUACCAAGGCUCUGGGGCCGAUGAGCGUUACAACAUGUCUGAGAUUGUUGAAAACUCAUACAAAAUUGACAAACCAUUCAUCGCUGUUACACUGAACUACAGAGUUGCAGCUUGGGGAUUCCUCAGCUCAAGUCAAGUCAGUGGCAGUGGCAACACCAAUCUCGGACUAAGAGAUCAAAGAUUGGCCCUUCAAUGGGUACAGGAGAACAUUGCUGCCUUUGGCGGGGAUCCCGAAAAGGUCACCAUCUGGGGAGAGUCGGCCGGGGCCAUGUCUGUGGGUGUUCAUCUCACAGCAUAUGGUGGAAGGGAUGACAAGCUGUUCCGAGCGGGUAUCAUGGAGUCUGGAGGAUCCAUUACCGCUCGGCCUGGGAAUGACACUUCUUUCCAAGGUUACUACGAUGACUUGGCCUCCAAAGUGGGCUGCUCCGACGUGAUCGACUCCUUGCAGUGCCUUCGUGAAGUGCCCUUUGAGAAGCUUAACACUGCGCUUAACAGCACAGAUGGCUCUUCUUACUACAGCUUUUGGCCAGUCGUCGAUGGGGACCUGAUCCGGAACUGGGCUAGUAUCCAGCUUGACAGGCAUGAUUUUAUCAAGGUUCCGAUUAUCGCCGGUACCAACACAGAUGAAGGGACAGCAUUCGGACCAAGAGGGAUUAACACAACAGAUCAAUGGUACGAAUAUUUGACAGACGGGGGAUUGAAUUUCCAAACACCUCCUUCCAUAGCCAAGCGGAUCCUAGAACUCUACCCCGACGACCCAUCACAAGGUAUUCCAGAGAGCCUGGGAGAUGAGCGCGUACCCUCAAAUGGGCAUCAAUGGCGCCGCACCUCGGCUUUUUCAGGUGACUGGUCGAUGCACGCCAAUCGCCGCCGGCAGUGCGAAGCAUGGGCCGAAUCAUCAACGCCGGCAUACUGCUACCGAUUCAACGUACACUCCGCAGACACACCCCUUCUUUCGGGUGCAACUCAUUUUGAGGAGGUAGCGUUCGUGUUCCACAACAUUGCCGGGCAAGGGUACCACUAUGGUAAACCGUUUGCCGGUGUACCGCAGUCAUACAUUGACCUCAGUGUCAUGAUGGCGAGCAUGUGGGCAUCUUUCAUUCAUGACCUUGAUCCAAACCCGGGUGUUGUGAACAAAUAUGUACCCUGGAAUUCUUAUUCCAAUGGCAAGCCCGAGGAUUUGCUAUUCGAUGCUAAUAUCACCAGCCAGAUGGAGGCUGAUACCUGGCGCAAAGAUGGGAUUGACUAUAUCAACUCGGUUGCGGGGGCAUUUUGGCGGUAG